GCUUGCUGAGGAGGAGAAAGCGUUUUGGAGCCGAGCUCAAUAAACACACACACACACACACACACACACACUCUCUCUCUCUCUCUCUCUCUCUCUCUCUCACGCGCAUAGUUCUGCAGGAUUUCCACUUUUUUCUGGGUCACGGGGAGCCUGGAGCCUAUCCCAGGGAGCAUCGGGCACAAGGCGGGGUACACCCUGGACAGGCUGCCAAUCCAUCGCAGGCCUAAUGUAGUAUUUGCCCAAGAGAUCCCGGGAGAUGCAUAAAAGGCCUGAGAUGAAACAGAAAGACCUGGCUGUCUGGAUAAACAAGAUUAUCUUUUCUUGAACGUCAGAGAUAAGUAGUGUAUCAGAUCUGCGCAACGAGGCUUUAACUCAGCGACGAUUAGGAAUUGGAUUUCUACUUUCACAGCCACCCAGUAUCCCUGAGACGUUAUCUUUAUUUGUUGGAGUCGUAAAACUCACUGCUCCUGUGAUGAUAAAGACGUUUUUAAAUGAGUGAGAAAACAGCGGAGGAUUUGAGACGAUUUCAGAACCCCAGGAUUGAUAAAUCAUGGAUGCAUACGCCCGAGGCCCUGGCCAAGCAUUUUAUUGCCUACAAUGCCAAGUUUCUGGGGAACACGGAGGUCGAUCAGCCCAAAGGAACAGAGGUGGUGAGAGAUGCAGUUCGAAAACUCAAGUUUCAAAGACACAUAAAGAAGUCAGAGGGACAGAAGAUCCCCAAAGUGGAGUUACAAAUCUCAAUCUACGGAGUGAAGAUACUAGAUCCCAAAACAAAGGAAGUGCAGCACAAUUGCCAGUUGCACCGGAUAUCCUUCUGCGCAGACGAUAAAACAGACAAAAGGAUAUUCACGUUUAUCUGCAAAGACUCCGAAUCUAACAAACAUCUCUGCUACGUGUUCGACAGUGAAAAAUGUGCAGAAGAGAUCACUUUGACUAUUGGCCAGGCGUUUGAUCUGGCAUACAAAAAGUUCUUGGAGUCGGGAGGGAAAGACGUGGAGACGAGGAAACAGAUAGCAAGCUUGCAGAAAAGAAUUCAGGAGCUGGAGACAGAAAACUCUGAAUUGAAAAAACAGUUGCAAACGCUUGAGGAACAACUGCUUAUCGCUCCGGUUCCUCCUGGGGGUAACAACUCCAAAGUUCCCACGGAUAUUUUCGACAUGGUUCCGUUUUCUCCAGUGGCACCUCUGGUUCCACUCCCAGCUAGUAAUUCUUCACCUCCUCCACCUCCAGCAAGACCGACAGAGAUCAGGAGGGACCUGUUUGGUGCCGAGCCCUUUGACCCUUUCACUUGCGGUGGUGCCGACUUUCCCCCAGACGUCCAGUCGCGGCUGGAUGAGAUGCAGGAGGGGUUCAAAAUGGGACUAACAGUAGAGGGCACUGUUUUUUCCCUUGAUCCACUCGACGGUCGCUGCUGAUGCCAGGAAGACAUUUCUUUGUUAACUUAACUGUUCACCCAUUUGUAAUAAAGUGCCAAAAUUUUGGGUCUACAGUCAAGUUGUCAGUGUGUUCUCCCUGAGAUUUGUAUGUAUUUGCGUUUGGUAUUUGGUUUACAAAAAGAAAGUAUAUUGAGAAGCAGAAUGCCAGAUUGCUAUUUUUGUAUGAACUGUAACAAGGGCAUGGAGGACUGUCUCUCUGUGUGUGUGUGUGUGUGUGUGUGUGUGUGUGUGUGUGUGUGUGUGUGUGUGUGUGUGUGUGUGUGUGUGUGUGUGUGUGUGUGUGUGUGUGUGUGUGUGUGUGUGUGUGUGUGUGUGUGUGUGUGUGGGCACUGAUAGAUGUAGAUAGUAAAACCGAUGGUACAACCUGAGAGGAAGGGUUUCAUAUGGCACACCAUGAUGUCGAUCUUAUUUUACACAGAUGUUGAUCUUUUAAUUUGUUCUCACAUCAGACAAACGUCCACUUCAUGACAGCAUGCAGCAUCAUCUUAAUUAAUACACUUACAAAUACUGGAAUAUCAAUCUUACCCUUUGCUAACUCUAGAUUACGUUUCAUUUCAUUUUUCCCCCUUGUUAUUCAUCAGAAUCAUUGUAAUAUUUUCUUAACUGGACAUUAAUAUUUUUGAUGGAUUUUAUAACUCUGUAGCUGGAUUGUUUGUGUAAGAAUGUGUACUUGUACUGCAUUUUAAUUUGGUAUUAUUAUCUAUUUUAGUAUAUUCUUGCACCAGGAAGCACUUUGAGAAAAAAAGUAUUCUGUCCAUAUAUUUACCUGUUCUCUUUCCUUUUUUUUUUUUUUUUUGAUUUGAUUGUAUUUUUUUACUUUGUAUGCAAUAUUUUAGCCUUUGCUGUUGUAGUCAUUAAAGACAGUAAUAUGUGA
Molecule: messenger RNA, 2310 nt
Organism: Ictalurus punctatus (channel catfish)
Lineage: Eukaryota; Metazoa; Chordata; Actinopteri; Siluriformes; Ictaluridae
Gene: gulp1a
Product: GULP PTB domain containing engulfment adaptor 1a
Exons: 14
Coding region: 492-1415 (307 amino acids)
Source: RefSeq, a predicted model, not a curated record